Messenger RNA from Amborella trichopoda, 1298 nucleotides. RefSeq names its product Acyl-CoA N-acyltransferases (NAT) superfamily protein. The record is from RefSeq and is a predicted model, not a curated record. Gene Ontology annotation, molecular function: acyltransferase activity, transferring groups other than amino-acyl groups. NCBI's taxonomy places the organism in Eukaryota, Viridiplantae, Streptophyta, Magnoliopsida, Amborellales, Amborellaceae.
UAAAAAACUGCAAAAAUUGAAUUAAAAAAGCGGGUAAAAAUUUAAAAUCACAAGACUGAGAGGCCUCCAUAUAUGUUUAUAGGGUAUGCUCAAAGGCGAAAGCUUUUUUAGGCUAAAUCGUGCAAUUGAUUCAAGAAUUCAAGAAUUUGGAAUUUUUAGAGAAUAAUUCAUGUGAAUAGUCUUGCAAAACAUCGGAUCGAAGCUUCAUGGCUGCUAUCACAUGCCACAUGGUGCAGUGCCAGCAGAUAACAAGGAAUCCCUUCCAUCCCGGCCGUUCGUCAGCUACUAAGACUAAUGCCAUGUUCUUGAGAAAGAUUAAUGCUCAAUGCAAAGACAUCUCUCAGCAGCUUCAUAUCUCUAUGGACCCUCAAUUAGAAAGUAGACAACCAUCUGAUCUUCAUUUUGAAAAGCUUCAACCUGCAAAUGAGAACUAUGGAGGCAAGCAUAUUAGGGUUUUUGGCAGUUAUGUUGCGAGAGAAGCCAUGGUAGAUGAAGAAUAUUGGACAGCGGCGUGGUUGAGGGCUGAGAGCCAUUGGGAGAGCCAACUCUAUGUGCGGUACAUUGAUAGUUACAAGAGGAAGUUCGCAGAGCAGGAGUUCAGUGCAUUGAAACGGCGAUGUACUGGGCAGCAAACCCAAAAGUCCUACUGUAUUGUUGGGGUCAAAAAAGAAGAAAAUAAUGUGAAGCGUAUGGUACUGAACAGCAUUUUGGGGACUCUUGACAUGAGCAUUCAGCAUCUAUUAAGAGGAAGAAAUUUUCCAGGAGGGACAACGAGGACAUGUAUAUCAACGUGCCUGCAUGGAGGAUAUAAUCAAGAGAGAUAUGGAUAUGUCUCAAAUUUAUGUGUAGCCAAGUUUGCACGUCGUCAAGGAAUAGCAAGCAAUAUGCUCUAUUUGGCCAUAGAUGCAGCCAAGGCUUCUGGCGUGGAUCAGAUAUUUGUGCAUGUAGACAAAGAUAACAAACCUGCGCAAAAAUUAUAUGAGAAGAUAGGAUUCCAGAUGGUUGAAGAGGAAUUCCCUAAUUUAUCAAUGGAGAGAAAUUAUCUAUUAUGCUUCAAGAUGUGAUUUUGUGCUGUACAGACAAGAUUUCAUUGACAGUUGGGCCUUCAAUAAAAUCUUUCAUAUGAUCAAGAUUUCAUCUGAACUGGAGAUAUGAUACAAAUACACUGAUAAAGUCAUUUCAGUAAGAGAAAAAUGCUUCCUCAUCUUCACCAUGAACUGGAUACCUCUCUCUCUCCCAUUUGUUGUGUUGUAGAGGAAAAUGAACCCAGCGACAGCUUCAUGAAUCUCUUUCUUUGU